Aspergillus pseudoviridinutans is the source of this 921-nucleotide messenger RNA. RefSeq lists its product as uncharacterized. The record is from RefSeq and is a predicted model, not a curated record. The transcript is spliced from 5 exons. Lineage: Eukaryota; Fungi; Ascomycota; Eurotiomycetes; Eurotiales; Aspergillaceae. The coding region runs from base 1 to 921 and encodes 306 amino acids.
AUGCGGGCUCCAUGGACGUUUGUUUUUGCGUGGAAUAUGCUACAGCCAGCCGUCGCGACCGCAGAUACUUUUACGAAAGAUAUCGCGGCAACAAACAUACCGAGCUUCGUGUUGGAAUAUGCGCCUCUUGUAUGGCUGUAUAGCCAAGAAGCGUACAUGCCAUUCGACAUGGGACAGCAACUUGUACAUACUACGCCAAUGGUUGACCAUAAACCAAUCCAAGGGGUCCAGUCACCCUUGACUCUUGAUAACCUCGACAGUUUGAACAGUCUGGGCAACACAAGCGUUUACUUGACAUCCAAGGAAGGUAUCAACGCUUCUCCGCAGCCAGCGUGGUUCAAUGGCAUCGCUCCAGAUCAACAGGGUAAGACGAACGGUGCAGUCUCCUCAACGAUUAUUAUUCGUGAUCACAACAAUGGGACGGUGGAUGCCUUUUAUUUUUACUUCUAUGCGUAUAACCAAGGAAACACUGUCCUCGGUAUGGAAUUCGGUGAUCACGUCGGGGACUGGGAGCACAAUAUGAUCCGAUUUUCGAAUGGGAGCCCCCAAGCGAUUUGGUAUAGUCAGCAUGCUGGAGGACAAGCCUUCACGUACGACGCGACUGAGAAACAAGGCAAGCGGCCAUAUGCAUACUCGGCAAAAGGCACGCACGCUGUUUACGUUAUGGCGGGCUAUGAUGCCGACAGCGGAACCUUUCGGCCUUAUGACCCCAGCUACCCUGUUAACUGGUUGAACUUCAACGGCCAGUGGGGAGAUGAUGCAUUGCCGGGUGGGCCUGAGCUAUUUGGUCAGAAGAAGUACAGCGAGGGACCAAAUGGACCGAAAUUCAAGAAGCUUGUUCGUGACCAAGUGUGUCCGGACAACCCAUGCAUAGUUCUCCCAUUUCGAGUGUGGAGAACAGCAUCUGCAGAGCAAGAGUGA